Sphaerodactylus townsendi is the source of this 1406-nucleotide messenger RNA. It is a transcript of the gene ID3, whose product is annotated as inhibitor of DNA binding 3, HLH protein. The coding region runs from base 205 to 585 and encodes 126 amino acids. Gene Ontology annotation, biological process: circadian regulation of gene expression; negative regulation of transcription by RNA polymerase II; cell differentiation. The record is from RefSeq and is a predicted model, not a curated record. NCBI's taxonomy places the organism in Eukaryota, Metazoa, Chordata, Lepidosauria, Squamata, Sphaerodactylidae. Gene Ontology annotation, molecular function: protein dimerization activity; transcription regulator activity. Gene Ontology annotation, cellular component: nucleus; cytoplasm. The transcript is spliced from 3 exons.
CAGAGGGAGCGGAGGGCGGGGAGCGCCGAGGCUGAUUUGCAUCCAGGGGGCGGAGGCGCCGGCCCGGGGCCUAUAAAACCCCGCCGCAGCUGACAGCCUGCUCGCUCGGACUCCGGCAGAAGCGCCUCUCCUCCGCCUUCCGCAGAGCUAGGAUUGUUGUUGUAGCCUCGCCUGUGAGUAGCGCUGUAGUAAGCCCAGGCCACCAUGAAAGCCAUCAGCCCGGUGCGGUCUGUCCGGAGCUGCUACGAAGCCGUCUGCUGCCUCUCCGACCAAAGCCUGGCCAUCGCCCGGGGGAGUAGCGACAAGAGCCCGGCUCUGGAAGAGCCCAUGAGCCUCUUGUACGACAUGAACGACUGCUACUCCAAACUGCGCGAGCUGGUGCCGGGCAUCCCGCAGGGCACCAAAGUCAGCCAGGUGGAGAUCCUCCAGCACGUCAUCGACUACAUCUUCGACCUCCAGAUCGUCUUGGAAGAACAGGCCAAGAAAGGGCAGGAUCCGUCUGCCGAGGCUUCACUACUCUCCUUAAAAGCAGCUGAGCUGGCCUCAGAACUCUGCUCGAAAGAUGAGCAAAAUCUGUGCCACUAACGCCUCAACAGACUGCAGGUGUGGGAUCCUGACACUUGGUGCUCUCCAAUGAGAGAGAGAGGCGAAGGCUUGACUGGAGAAAGACCAGAAGUUUAACCCUUGCAAUCCAGUAACGGAGAAAACUGCCUUAUGUUCCAGAUAACUUGACUCUGAGACACGAUUGUGCACGGCGGUUUCAUAUGCCUUGUUUGGGUCUUCCAGUAACAGCUUUUAUUUUUUUUUCCUGAUCGCCCCCUCCCCCUGCCGAAAAAUAAAGCCUUAUCUGCCUGAAAACAAAAUUCCAAACCAGGCCAGUAGGGUAAAAACAACAAUUUUAAGAAAAUCUCAAAACAAAACUUGGGACUGUUGCUUUGCACCUGAAGAAGAGGAGAUGUGGGAUUUCCAGGCAGUUUUUUUUUUCCUGAACGGCAGAAAACCUCUGAGCCAUCCGAUCUGCCCGGCGCAUCUGAUUCCGAGUCUUGAGGAGGCUUCUAAGUGGAAAUGCAGUUACAUAAUUCCAACGUUGUGACAGUUCAUGAAAACAUGGACAGAUCUGUAUUUUGCGAAGGCAAACAAGAACCCUUGCCCAGAAUGCAGCUUGUGUGUAUAUUUUGGAUUAUCGUUUUUAACAUCUGAUUCGGGGGUGGGGGUGGAAGAAGGGCCUUCAAGAAUAUGAACGAACUGUCUUGGGGCUUUGGCCUCAUGGUUUUUUUUUUAAACGUUGAACUCUAUAAUAGAGAUAAACUUGUGUACCUUUUUUGGCAGGAAGGUGAAUUUCUGCAGCCAUGAAUUGUACUUGCUUUGUAAAAAAACUUUUUAUAAAAGUUUCUUACAUAAUACUA